AUGGAAUCUAAGAGCGAUGUCGUCGUUAUCGGUGGAGGCCCAGCGGGCUCGUACACCGCUACCUUACUAGCCCGAGAGGGCUUCACUGUUACUCUUUUCGAACGCGAUCAGUUUCCAAGGUACCACAUCGGGGAAAGUCUCUUGCCGUCGAUUCCGCGCUACUUGUCCAUCAUUGGAGCCGAGGACACUAUCAGAGCGAAAGCAUUCAAGAUCAAGCCGGGUGCGGCUUGGAAGCUCAACCAGUUCAGCCGUGAAGGAUAUACUGACUUUUCGACUCUGGAUUCCUCUGAUACGACCUGGAAUGUGAUACGCUCAGAGUUCGACCACGCACUGUUGCAGUACGCUGCUGACUCUGGAGUGCGCGUCAUCGAGAACACGAAGGUCACCUCCAUCCAGUUCGAGGACCCAAACUGUACAGAACGUCCGACAGCUUGCAAAUGGGUGAACAAGGCCGGCGCCGAGGGCACUGCUCGAUUUGGCUGGAUUGUCGAUGCUUCAGGACGGGCAGGGAUACUGUCUACGCAGUACCUUCACAACAGGAAGUUCAACGCCAGCCUCAAGAACGUUGCGUGCUGGGGAUACUGGAAGAAUGGGGGAGUGUAUGCACCUGGGACCGAAAGGGAGGGCGCCCCUUGGUUCGAAGCCUUGACAGAUGAGUCUGGGUGGGCAUGGUAUAUCCCCCUCCAUGACGGUACCACCUCCGUCGGCAUAGUCAUGAACGAGACAGCCAGCAAGCAGAAGAAGGGCGAGAUGCGCUCGUACCAGCAGGGAGGUGGCAUCCUCGCUCAACACUAUCACGAACAGCUAGCACUGGCACCAGGGGUCCGCAAGCUUCUACAAUGCGCGAUCCUCGUCUCUUCUGUCAAGUCCGCAAGCGACUACAGCUACUCGGCUUCUUCUAGCGCCGGUCCUGGGUAUCGUAUGGUCGGCGACGCCGCAGCUUUCAUCGACCCGCUAUUCUCGUCCGGAGUGCAUCUUGCAUUCACAGGCGGUCUGUCUGCUGCGUGUUCUAUCGCUGCAUCCAUUCGUGGGCACUGUACCGAGGAGCAGUCCAUUGCGUUCCACAACUUGAAGUGCGGAACAGCUUAUACUCGAUUCCUCGUCGUCGUCAUGGGUGCAUACAUGCAGAUCAGAGCGCAAGAUAUGCCAGUCCUACAGGAUGUAGACGAGGGCAACUUCGACCGCGCCUUCAGUUUGCUUCGUCCUGUUCUCAUAGGUGAACCCGACAUCAGCGCAGGGGCUCUGACAGAAGAUGAGCUGACGCAGGCUAUGCUCUUCUCCUCUGCUGUUGUGAUGGCGCCAACAACGCCUGCUAUGCACGCCGACGUUGCGGAACGGUUUCCAGCUUCGUUGACGGACAUCAACGGACCCGUGCUGCUCCCUGAAGAGAUUAGGCUAAUCGUUGGCGAGGAAGACGAUGACGCGUUCCACGUCCUGCGCGAGAUCAACGCCCGGAAGCCCAUCCACCAGAUGUACGACGUAGGACGUCACUUCGUACAUGAAGCGUUUGGAGGAUUCUCGCCAUGUAUCACGCGUGGCGAGCUUGGACUCGCCGCUCGUUGUGAGCACUGA
Messenger RNA from Peniophora sp. CBMAI 1063, 1572 nucleotides. Lineage: Eukaryota; Fungi; Basidiomycota; Agaricomycetes; Russulales; Peniophoraceae. The record is from the annotation of a GenBank genome assembly.